Messenger RNA from Xylona heveae TC161, 1032 nucleotides. RefSeq lists its product as hypothetical. The record is from RefSeq and is a predicted model, not a curated record. Gene Ontology annotation, biological process: positive regulation of transcription by RNA polymerase I; positive regulation of DNA-templated transcription, elongation. The transcript is spliced from 3 exons. Lineage: Eukaryota; Fungi; Ascomycota; Xylonomycetes; Xylonales; Xylonaceae. Bases 1 to 1032 code for a protein of 343 amino acids. Gene Ontology annotation, cellular component: CTDK-1 complex.
AUGGCUGCUGCAGGAUCCAGCUACUUUGUGAAGUGGUUUACUAACUACCGGCCUUCAUUGCUCAAGCCUAACUUCUGCCUUGAUCCUAUUGAACUUCCUGCGGCGGCUGCGUCCCCGUCUAAAAAGAGGCCUGGCAAACUUGGCUACAUUCUAGCCUACAAAACCCGUCCUGAUACUCAGAACGGAUGGCCCCCUUAUCCGCCCGAGUGGAUUCUUACCUUCCCCGAACGAAAGCAUACCGGCCUUAAGGAGAGCUCGAAGGACCCUUUUCUGCCUGUUUUUCUGUACGAUAUGGCGGAUCCUUUUGAAGUCCGCAUGCGCUUCACCUCGCAGCUGCAGCAUCUCAACGCGUCCGUCACUUCGUCGCAAAAGGCUGCCCACUAUGCUCUCAAGUACCGCGACAUGGACGAGGAUUUGCAUUCCUGCAUCUUGGAACAGCUUGAGCGGAAUAGCAUGAAUAACCGCGCCAAUAUCAUGUUCUUCAUCGAGCAUCUCUGCGAUAUGGCUCAAAAGGAAAAUCAUGGAGAGUUUAUCCGUAUGAUGCAGCGGGAUAUCCUCCGUGUUGUGGAUGCCGUCGCGCCAGAGGACGGAUCUGGUGCAGCGAAUAUCAAAGUUGUCCGCCGCGUUUUGAGUGGACUUCGACAGAAAGGCGUGCUCACCGAGGAAGGCCUCGCCGAGAUUGAAGCCUGCCUGAAGGAACGUGAUACUCUCCCCACCCACUCUGCUUUUGGGUCUCCUCAGUCGAAUGCCAAGGCCGCAGCUACUACUCCUCACGGAACAAAAGUGAUGGAUAUCCCGAAACCCGAAAAGCGCCAGAUUGAGCAGCGUAUCGAGGAAGAUCGCGAGCGGCACAAGCGUCUUAGAGAGAAUAUCUGGGCCGUUAUCCCCGAGAAUGAUGCUGAGUUCUACAAACUCUGCGAUGACCUUAGCGAUAUCGGUGAGGAUGACUAUAUCAUGGCUGGCGAAGAAGCAGCCGACCGAUCAACCGCUGUUGCGGAGUAUAUGCGCAGCAUGCAAGGAACCUCUAACUGA